CACAAUGGCCAACGCUGUAACCGGAGUGAUCGCCAAUGACAGUGGACUGCUUGCAAAUUUGACCUUUGAAGAGCUGCCUUUCUCCCACGCCGAGGCUGUUGUCACUAGUGAAGUCUGUGACAGAAGCAACGGAUAUGUUGUCACAGACGUCGAUGUGCAGCUGACAUCGUGGAUUUGUCGCCAGCUGUUCUCGACGCUUACUGUCAGUGGUUGUUCAGUUGUCAACGCAACAGGAAAUGAAGCCCACUGCCCCGAAGGCCGUGUUGUAGUCCUUCUCGGAGUAAGAGAUAGCAUCGACGAAAUUGAGUGCUGUGGUGUCUAUUAUGUUUAGUUUGAAGGGUAUUUGUGGAGUUGGACUGAACACCGACUGGGGAGUUUGGUCAGUGUUGUAGGAGAGAUGAAUGCUAGACAGAGUGAGAA
This is a messenger RNA of Penaeus vannamei (Pacific white shrimp), 420 nucleotides long. The record is from RefSeq and is a predicted model, not a curated record. Lineage: Eukaryota; Metazoa; Arthropoda; Malacostraca; Decapoda; Penaeidae.